Messenger RNA from Cydia pomonella (codling moth), 2050 nucleotides. RefSeq lists its product as uncharacterized. Bases 692 to 2050 code for a protein of 452 amino acids. Lineage: Eukaryota; Metazoa; Arthropoda; Insecta; Lepidoptera; Tortricidae. The transcript has 3 exons. The record is from RefSeq and is a predicted model, not a curated record.
AUUCUCAAGAAAAUUAAAGAAGAAAGAAAAAUUAUGUCGCUAAGCUGAUUCAACAUAGAAAAGUUAUACGAUAACCAAUUUCCAAUAAGACGCUUCAGUAGGUACGUCAUAGCAAAGCGUACUUAGAUAUAAGUAGAAGAUUUACUUUAUUUUAUUAUACAUUAGUUGUUAGAGUUGUGGAUUUAAUAUGAUUAUAAUAAGUAAACGUAUGCGAGUCAGAAUAACUAAUAAGCAUCUUAUAAGAAACGUACGUGUAGUAGAUAAGAGUUUGUAUGAGUAAGCACUCUACAUUUUACCUUUUAUAUUUACGUUAUACUUUAGAACUUAAGUAGUUUUAAGAACACAAGGAUGCAAUCAUUUAUACGGAAUCAACAUAAAGAAGAAAGAAAUUUGUUAAAGGCCCUAAAUUCAUUUCAUAUUUAUCGAAAUUUAUGGGGUUUGAGUUGACUUUGGCAACACUGACUGUUGCAAAGCGAACGUUCCACCAUUUUGAAUCGUUGGCGGAAGAUCUCCAAGCAGACGCGAGUUCCCCGGGAAGGUUCCUCAAAUUAUGCUGGUACAGUGAACUCGCCGCCGCCAACCACACCGGACAAGACAACUCGGAUUUGACGAAAACCCCCCUGAUUAGACCUGCUAUCGGACUAGACUAUUUCUCGGAUUAAACAAGAAAAGAGCUUACACAAACAACAUAAUGGACGAUUUGCUUUUAAGAAGGCUUAGGCUCAUUAACGACAAACUCACCACAGACAUAGAAGUUAUUCCUGUUACCAUUAAUUCAGAGAACUUAGGGCAGGCUCAAAUUACUUACAGUAAAUUAGAUGCAUCUCUGAAAAGACUUGACAACGACUUGAUGGAGUACUUUCGCUUGGCUUCGACACCUGCUUCUGAUGAAAUAUGUUUACUGAGUGGAUUGCAACUUCACACAGAGGAGACUUUGGCUGAACUUAAAGUGAAGAUCGACCAAAUAACUUUGAAAGGCAACGCUACAGAGAAACCUCCGGAAGCGAAUGCCUCAUGCCGACUCCCUAAACUUCAGCUGCCGGUGUAUAGUGGAGAUGUGCUCUUUUGGUGUGAGUUCUGGGACUCCUUCAAGAGCAACAUUGAUUCAAGAAAUCUGCCUGAUGUUGACAAGCUCUCCUAUCUUAAAGCCUCGGUGACGGGAGAUGCCAAGAAAGCCAUAGAUGGUCUGUCUACUACUAAUGCUAAUUAUAGAAUAGCCAUAUCAAUCCUGAAGGAGCGUUUCGGCAAGACCUCUCAUCUCAUUGACGCGCAUUAUGCAACACUAUAUAAGGUUAAGAUGGCCAAAAGCACCGCUGAAGACUGUAGAAAGACAUUCAACGAAGUUGAACGAAAUCUCAAAAUUUUGGAAUCAUUAGGUGAAAACAUCAAUCACAAUCAUCUUCGUUUUAUGUUGCUGGAAAAAUUUCCACCCGAUCUAGUUUACGAAAUUAAGCUGAAGGUUAAUGAUGAUUCUAUACAAGAAAUCAGGAACCAAUUAGAUAGAAUUAUUACCGCAAAAGAGGAUGCUGAAAGGAUUUCAGGAAGAAAACGCACGCAUGAAGCAGAAGAUAGUACAGUCGGAACUCUACAUAUAAAUGUGAAACGUGCAAGAAGCGCAUAUCAACCCAAACAGCAGCAAGGUCCCCCUAAGAAACAAAAUCCUCAAGGAGGUUUUGAUAGAAGACCGGAAAGGAAGAAUAAGUUUGAUAGUAUUAAUAAACCCAAUAAAUGGAACAGACCAAAACAAACUCCGACUUCUAACAAGGAUCAACCAGAACCUCAGCAGGGCUCUCCGAAGGGGAGAACAGCGUGGACAUGCAUCUUUUGCAAAGGUGAUCAUUACAAUGAUAAGUGCUCUGAAGCUACUACCUUAGCAGAAAGAAAGAAACGACUUGGAAAGAAAUGCUUCAUGUGUUUGAAGUUAGGCCACUUUAUAGAAGACUGCAAGAACAAACGUAAGUGUAGCAUUUGCUGUAGUGAGACACCGCAUAACAGAGCUUUAUGCCAUUUAAAUUUUCAGAAGAAUACUGCAAUGAAGAAACAGUCCUGA